AUGCGGCGGCGCGGCGAGCGGGGCGGCGGCGGCGAUGGCCAGGGCCGCGGCGAUGGCCAGGGCCGCGGCGAUGGCGGCAGUGGCCGAGCGGAGGGCAAGCCCGGUGCGGCCCAGCGGGAGCGGAGCUGGCUGGCCUGGUGCCCUGGCUUGCGCACACUCUUCCUGGAGCUGCUCCUCCUCUACUUCUCCGUGCCCUUCUUCAUCCGCCUCUUCCCAGUCCUGCUCAACAAAUUCGUCUUCCUGAAUUUCUUGGCCUUCCCCUUCUUCGUGGACCUACGGCGGCCAGAGCUGCUGCUGAACAACACCAUCAGCCUGUACCUCAACACCGAGCCGGACGUCACCGUCGGCAUCUGGCACAUGGUGCCAGGCAGCAGAGCGGCUGAGGCGCAGGGCAAGGACCAGCUCUGGUACGAGGAGGCACUUGCUGACGCUCACCCUGUGAUCAUCUACCUGCACGGCAACGGGGGCACCAGAGCUGCGAGCCACCGCAUCCAGUUCUUGAAGGCCAUGGGAGCUGCUGACUUCCACAUCCUGGCCCUCGACUACAGAGGCUACGGGGACUCCAGUGGGUACCCCACGGAGAGCGGCUUCACCACGGACGUCCUGGCACUCUAUGACUGGGCCAAAGCACGGAGUGGGAACAGCAGCAUCCUCUUCUGGGGACACUCAUUAGGGACAGGGAUUGCCACGAACGUGGCAAGGAAAUUGCAGGAGGAACGAGGGGUCCAAGUUGAUGCUGUCAUCCUGGAAUCCCCCUACACCAACAUCCGUGAGGCGGCCGCUCACGUCCCUGUCACCAAGAUUUACCGGCAGCUCCCAGGUUUUGAGUACCUCAUCUUGGACUCACUAGCCCAUGCCAACAUGUUCUUCACCAGUGAUGAGAAUGUGAAGGUGCUGAGCUGCCCGCUCCUCAUCCUGCAUGCGGAAGAUGAUGCUGUGCUGCCUGUGCACAUGGGCCGUAAGCUGUUUGAGGUGGCACACAAUGCCUACAAGGACAAAACCAAGGUGAAGCUGAUUACCUUUCCUGAAAAGCUUGGCCUGGGCCAUGACUACAUCUCAUUCAACCCAGAGCUGCCCACCCUGGUGAAAGACUUCCUGAACAUGAAGUGACAGCAGCUGCUGAGAGCAGCAACCAGGAGCACCAGGACUACCCCUCGUGGCACUGAACUAGUAAAGUAAGAAAGUAAUAAAAACUACUGAGAAACGUU
Colius striatus (speckled mousebird) is the source of this 1208-nucleotide messenger RNA. RefSeq names its product abhydrolase domain containing 12B (gene ABHD12B). Lineage: Eukaryota; Metazoa; Chordata; Aves; Coliiformes; Coliidae. The transcript is spliced from 13 exons. The coding region runs from base 1 to 1110 and encodes 369 amino acids. The record is from RefSeq and is a predicted model, not a curated record. Gene Ontology annotation, molecular function: monoacylglycerol lipase activity; phosphatidylcholine lysophospholipase A1 activity. Gene Ontology annotation, biological process: monoacylglycerol catabolic process; phosphatidylserine catabolic process. Gene Ontology annotation, cellular component: endoplasmic reticulum membrane.